This is a messenger RNA of Lactuca saligna, 1047 nucleotides long. The record is from the annotation of a GenBank genome assembly. NCBI's taxonomy places the organism in Eukaryota, Viridiplantae, Streptophyta, Magnoliopsida, Asterales, Asteraceae.
CGGAAAUUGAUAUGCGUCUUCGACCCCUUUUGGCUUGAAUCCUCCUCUAGGGUUUUUGGGAUUUGAGGUUACCAUCUGUUUCAUUUUCAGAUCGUAUCACCUGGCGUCGUCAAUUCACUAUAAUUCACUUAAUCCAGCCAUGGAUGCUCGGAAGAGAGGGAGACCUCAAUCUAAUGCCAAUAGCGUUGCAGAGAAAUCCAAGUCAGGUAUGACAAGUCAAAGUAGAAAUUAUCGUGCUUGGACAAAUAUUGAAGAAACCAAACUCGUAGAGGCUUUAGUAAUUAUGGUGAAUACAGGAGGAUUUAGAGCAGAUCAAGGCUUCAAGUCUGGAUAUUUAACUCACCUUGAACAUUUAUUAAAAAAAUCAAUGCCAAAUUCUGGUAUUUUAGAUGAUCAAGUUUGGGAAUCAUAUCUUCAGGUUCAUAAAGGGGCAUCAAAAUGGAGAAACAAAACAUUCCCUUACUAUGAAAAACUGUGUGUAGUUUUUGGAAAAGAUCGGGUUGAAGGAAAUACAGUUAGAGAUUUAGUUGAAAUGGAAGAGGAGGCAAACAUAGAAGAACAAACACAACAUUUGGACACUAUGGGGAAAAUAGCAAAUACAAUUAAUAAAGAUAUUGAAAGAGAAGAGGAACUUGAUAAGAAACGUUGUAUGAUUACUUGUGAGAUUUCGAAAAUGGAGUCGUUGAUUCGAUCGGAAAAGUUUAAAGCAAUUACGAAAAUACGAGAGGAGGAUGAAAGGGUGAAUAUUUUUUGGGAUUUGCAAGAAACGGAAAGAGAGGAUUAUGUGAAAUGGGUUUUGGAAGAAUGAAGGGAAUUGGUGAUUAAAUAUGUAAUUAAACAUUGUUGAUUUAGGUUAUUGGUUAGUUUACAAAUUAUAAUUGAGGAAGUGGGAUUUGUAAGUAUUUGUUCAUAGUAUAUACUUAGUUUUAUUUUGUGUCUAGUAUUCAUUCAUUUGUGAACUGAUCUAUGAUUCUGUUGUAGCAUUGAUGGCUGAAUAACAUGAUACCUUCAUACUAUGAUUCAAACUAGAUGGGAAUUAGAUGUGUG